AUGUCGCUCAAGUUCCUCACGAGGAGGCGCGAUCGCGAUCGCAACACUCCUUCUUCCGCUCAUACCCACAGCAAAUCCGUGUCGAUCACCAGAAGUCACACAGCGACAGACGUCUCGCUUCCCUCAACCGAUUCCUUCUUCAGAAAAGGCAAGCCUGCCGAGGUCCCCUCCGAAGUUCACAUCAUCAGCUGGGACCAGAAGGAACCCUCUUCCUCCGGUCGACAAGCGCCUAUCGGAUCGAUAGCCGAUGAUGCGCCUCCUUCGACAGCUACACCCGUCUAUCACGCAUUUACAACCCGUCCCUCGUCGACAAGCCUGACCUCCAGGGAAGCCAGUACCAGCUACUCCAACGAUACUGCCUACAGCGGCAGCGGCAGAAAUGACACCUCCGGUCGCACCUUCUUCGGCGCAAGGAACCUUCCAGCUCAUCGCAGGGUCGAGUCCAAGAGCUCGCCCCGAAAACCUACAGAAGCCCCCCGCGAAUCACCGCGUGAUCCUUCAGCGACGCUCCCUGACGAGCUCGCCUCAGUCAGCCUCCAGGCGGUGUUGAAAGGGUCAGACACGCCUAGGAGUGACAACGUCGAGGAGCUCGAGGCUUCUUCUGGCGCUCAAACUCCUCUCAGACAGAAAGAUGCAUCGAAUAGCGAAGACAUUGUCCGCCCAGCAACCAAAGCACGGCGUCCAAAGUCGCGCUCCGACCAUGGUCACGGCGGUUCUCGCAUGGCCAUCCACGGUGACGUCGACGUCGAUGACCUGUCCACCCCCUCUUUCGCCGGCACGCCCCUGUCGUUGCCUUCUGGAUCACGGGUUCCCUUUUCGGCCUUCCACCGCAACGCCUCAGUGUCAUCCUUGACCAGCUUCAUCUCGUUCGGUGGGGCUGGCGACGUAUCGGCCAACGAAGGCGACACAGCGACGUUCAAGAAACCGUCCGGGUUUCUUUCCCGCUUCCCCUCGACACGACGCCGGUCGCGACGCAGCAAGAACGCCUCGUCAGGGGACGCGCAGUCCUCUGCCUCAGGUGAUUCGGAUGGGCAAAGCGGUUCCUCCCGUGCUCGCAGCGAGUCACACCACUCUGCUGCGCCAAAGUUCUCCCAGUCGCGAGACAAUGUUCAGUCACCACCCAGUACGACCAAGGCGGUCAAAUCGGGCAGGUUGGCCGCUCCACCCUCAGCCUGGCGGUCCGACAUGGCAGCCGUAGCUCCCGUGGCAGAUAUCUACAGUGCAGGUGGAGGAGGGGGCACGUCAUCCGCCUACAGCUCGGACAACGAGAUGAGCGUCGGCCACGCCUCCUCCUCCGGCCACGGUGCCGAACCCAGCGAAGGUCGCACAUUCUUCCAAAAACAUGGCAGGCGAGCGAGCGGCGGCGACACGAGCGUCUCUGCCCGGGAAAACAGCAGCCUUCUGCACCCCUCCUUCACCAUCUUUGGCCGAAUCACUGAUGCAGCGACCAAGCGGGCCUCCAUGUACUCGUCCAAGUCCAACGCAUCACCCGCUCCCGCGCCGAUGCCGUUGGAGCCGGCCGAUCCGCCCAUCUCGCCCCGCGUCUCGGGUCUUCCCUUACCCCUCCCCUCGCCUUCGGUCGCCUCGCCGGGCGGAACGAUCUUCACCGCGCAGCUCUUCCAACGUCUCGGUCCGCCUCCUAUCGGUCUUCCACCUCCGAACUUCGAAGACCGUGUCGAGCUCAUUCACAAUCACGUGCUCAACCAGGCCUGUCCCGCACACCCGUCGUCCAACCCCGCUGGACUUGGCAACGACCUCUCGAGCAUCCUCAUGAGCACCAGCGCCUCUUCCGAUGGUCUGUAUCGCUCCAGCCUACCGCCCACACCGCGGGGGGUUACCGCCUCCACUUCGUCGCGCACCAUCCGCGCCGCACCCUACGACCUGACGACGCUCCAGGACGAAUUUGACAAGCUCGAGUGUCUAGCUGAGCGCGAGAUGGGUCGGUUCGUUCCGACCGUCGAGAUGCUCCGCGAACUGCGCCUGGAAGAGGCCUUUGUGGAGGCGAGACGCCGAUGUGGCGUCGACUGCACGCGGGUUCAGUUCGAGGUGAAGAACGUGCUUGUCGCUGAUGACAGGCUGGAACCAAGUCGCAGCAUGGCGUCCGUCCUGGGGCUGCAGCACGGCGAGGAACGGUUUGGAGGGGCAGAGAUGAGUCUGACGCCUGCGCCUAGGAGGAGGCGAGGGACGGCGACGAGAAAGUCCGAUUCGACGGGUGCAAGGAUCACCACGCCUCUUUCCAAUCUGCCCAGCGACGGCUUUGCGCCACAGGAACUGUUCACUCCACAAUCGUUCAGCGUCAAGCCGCUACCCGUGCUGACGCAGCGUCAAAGCUCGAACGUCGCCGGCGCAAGACCAUCCAGCGCCGACACGCACAGCGAGGCGAGCAGCGGAGUGAGUCGCAGCGCGUUGCGUUCGCCGCCGCUGUUUGGGCAAGUGCUGGGUUUCCACGGGAAGGGUGGCGUGGAUCGCGGAUCGCAGGAUACCGAGGAGACGGAUGAUGGCGUCGGUGCGGAGGAGCGACAGGAAAGAACCGGGGGAAAGAGGCAAAGUGUUGUGUUGUAG
Messenger RNA from Kalmanozyma brasiliensis GHG001, 2562 nucleotides. RefSeq lists its product as uncharacterized. Lineage: Eukaryota; Fungi; Basidiomycota; Ustilaginomycetes; Ustilaginales. Bases 1 to 2562 code for a protein of 853 amino acids. The record is from RefSeq and is a predicted model, not a curated record. The transcript has a single exon.